UCAAAUCAGUAGUUAAAUUUAUAUAUGGUGGCCUUCAUUUGGCCAAACUGAAAAGUGUACUAGUGUAUCGCGUGUGUCAUGACAUGUUAAAUCGAAAUGCGCGGCGUAACGAAUAAAGUAGGUAGUUGUAAUGAGCUAAUGUAUCUAAGAGGGGUGCUGUAUAUCGGAGGAAUGGUGAGAAGUGAGCUGAGAAAAUUUUACUGACUGGAAAGUUCAAUCAGUCCAUUUUUUUCGUUACGCUUUCUACAAGUUCCUAACAACCGAGGUAAUCGUCCGGAGGAUUAUAAAGAGAACGUAUCGUGAGAACGCAAGGAAGGAGAAUUCUCUAGAGAGUUUUAAUUCUGUCGGUGUCAGCAUUAGUACGAGAAUGGUCAGGUAUAAAGAGAAAUUGCGACUUAUAAGCACAAGAGAAGGCACAGCUUCAAUUUGAAGAAACGUGAGCGUGGAUAUUUUUUUUUGAGGUCAUAGGUAGAAGAUGACCUGCGCCAGUGUAUAAAAACUAAAACAUUAAGUCAUUGUAAUCAAAUUAUUUCGGAUUUUCUGACCACAGAAGGUGUUACUUAAUGCUUUCUAAAUACGAACGCAUGCUUUCCUAUCAUGAAAGCGAUAACAUGUUAACACGCUUCGGCUGAGUGUUCUGAACAUUCUAUUAAUUCGCUACCAAUGAAUGAGCCGCUAAACUUGGCCUGGAUUCGGACGCAGUCGAUCAAUGGACAGAAUGAACUUUCUAGCACAGGACACAGAGUCUUUCCGCAACAGUCGUCGACCUUCUUUUGUAUAUAAGGCUUUGGGUGUACAAGGAUACAAUAGAGUUAUUCACCGAUGACCUGAAAUUCUCAAGUAUUGCAAAACCCUUGAAAGUAGCAGAUGAACAUGAAGAUGGCUACAGCGUAUUUACGGAUUCUUGUCGCCUCAUUAGUGAGCGCACGGCUAGGACAAAGCAUAACGGAAAUCAAGUUGACCAGUCCAGAAAACAUUCUUCGACAAAAGACUUACCCGAUUUUGUCAAGCAUUGUGAAAGCCGGAGGUCAUCGUGCUUUAGAGGAAUGUCGAAAACUUUUCAGGAAUGAGAUCUGGAAUUGCACAUUAGAUAACAAACACGUGAUUAAAGAACUGCCAAUCUUUGUUAAAACCACUCUGCCAUAUGCCACUCGUGAGACAGCGUUUAUCCACGCUAUUAGUACAGCGGCUAUCAUCCACGAGAUCACGCUCCAGUGCCGACAGGGUAAAAUACCCGGAUGUGGAUGCGCCGUGAAGAAACAACGAAGCGGAAACGGUGACUGGCAGUGGGGCGGAUGUGGAGAUAACAUCCGGUUUGGAGAGAAGGAGACGAGUCGCUUUAUCAACAUCCUGGAAAACGGGUACAAUGCGCGGACGGCUUUUAACUUGCACAACAAUGAAAUAGGAAGAAAGGUUGUUCGAUUAAGCCUGAAGAGAGAGUGUAAAUGCCAUGGAGUGACUGGAAGUUGUAAUUUGAAAACUUGUUGGAGGCAACUGGCGCCGUUUGAAGUCAUUGGAACAAAGUUGAAGCUAAAGUACCGCAAUGCCUUGCAAGUGACGUUCGUGAAAAACAAGCUUAAAGAACAAAGUAACCUAAGCGAGAAAAAGAAAGAGAAAAAACUAGUUUACCUCGACUCCUCCCCAGACUACUGCGUACGUAACGACACCGUGGGAUCUCCGGGAAUGCUGGGAAGAAUAUGUAGUAGCGAUGACGUCACCACAACCAAAUGUCGGAUGCUAUGUAACUCUUGCGGACUGAAACAUCUCACAAUCGAACAAGUUAAACAGGUUAAGUGCCGGUGUAGGUUUGUGUGGUGCUGUAGCGUGGAAUGUGAUACGUGCACCAAGAAGUAUUCUGCGACAACUUGCACCACGUAAUUCGAGAAGAAAAAUCUCCUCACCAGCCAUUAUUUGAAUUGUCACGCAAUAUAGGAAUGUCCUGUAACGUCAUGAAGUGUCACCCAAGUAACAGCUGCGAAUUAGAGGCUAGUCAAAAAGUCCUACGUCCGAAAUCUCAGGAGCAAAGAGCAUAGAUCAUUCAAGGAAGAAACGAAUAUAGAAAUGAGAGCCUGUGAUUACAACAAAACGAAUCCAAAAUAUAAGUUUAGCAGUGCUAGAGGAUGUUAUUUUACAGAAUGCCCAUCACGGGGUGUGACUACUAUCAUUUGUGGUAAGGGGAUAAUUUACCUUUUAUGUAAACUUCAAGCUUAUAAUCGACUAAGUUUCUUACUGUCACGGCAAUACAGCACAGCAGGUUUUGUAAGAAACUAAUACUUUUGAAUAUCUUCAGUACUGUGGACUAAUUUAGUCUCAUUUUCUAAGUUGCCAAUUCCAAUUCCGAGGGGGGAGCUGAGAGGAACCCUGUGAUAUUACUGCCAUUCAAAAUGCAUUUUUGUUUUGGAAUUUCACUUUUGUUGCUGUCUACAUCAAUCUUCCUUUUCAUUCAAUAAAAUGGCAACGUUGACCAUUAACGUUUUUUCGUUAAUCUUUCAUUUGAUAGCUUAAUUUCAACUAAACCAUUACAAAAUUCAUAUCACAGACGAGAUCGGCUCCUGCUUGGUGCAGAGAAAACAGUAUACGUCACAAACCUAUUGUUUCGUCGUUCUUUUGUCCUUUUGUUCUCUAUUGUUUUACGUCAGCUGUGCCUUAUACACCAAGUAAGGGCCGCGAGUUCACAGUUCUUUGCACGUUCUUGGAAUGGGUCUUUUAUUUGUGCCUUUUAAAUAUACCAUCAAAGUUCUUGUUA
Orbicella faveolata is the source of this 2746-nucleotide messenger RNA. RefSeq names its product protein Wnt-8b-like. Gene Ontology annotation, cellular component: extracellular region. Gene Ontology annotation, biological process: canonical Wnt signaling pathway; neuron differentiation; cell fate commitment. Lineage: Eukaryota; Metazoa; Cnidaria; Anthozoa; Scleractinia; Merulinidae. Gene Ontology annotation, molecular function: frizzled binding; cytokine activity. The record is from RefSeq and is a predicted model, not a curated record.